Molecule: messenger RNA, 3803 nt
Organism: Acanthopagrus latus (yellowfin seabream)
Lineage: Eukaryota; Metazoa; Chordata; Actinopteri; Spariformes; Sparidae
Product: tissue alpha-L-fucosidase-like
Exons: 7
Coding region: 177-1553 (458 amino acids)
Biological process (GO): glycoside catabolic process; fucose metabolic process
Cellular component (GO): lysosome
Molecular function (GO): alpha-L-fucosidase activity
Source: RefSeq, a predicted model, not a curated record
ACAGCGCCACUUGCUGGGACAAGUUCCACAGGUUGGCGCCGUGUCUCCGCUGCCACAGAGGGCGACUACACAUUGGUUCCCCCCCCACCAGGUGGAGUCACGUGUCCCGCCUGACUGUUUAUCAGGGUAACUGCCUUCUCUGUCUGCAGAGGACAGCGAUCGCAGAGAGACUCAGCAUGGCACUGGGACCUGCGCACAUCGCGUGUUUGAUUAGUCUGAUCCCGCUUCUGCUGCUGGCACCAGGAUGCGCAGCGCGCUACACGGCGGACUGGGCCAGUCUGGACUCCAGACCUCUGCCCCAGUGGUACGACGACGCCAAGUUUGGGAUCUUCAUCCACUGGGGCGUCUUCUCGGUCCCCGGCUUCGGCCAGUUUUCUGAGUGGUUCUGGUGGUGGUGGGCGAGCGGGAGGCAAGCGGAAGUGGAUUUCAUGAAGAAGAACUACCCUCCAGGCUUUAAAUACGCGGAUUUCGCGCCCCAGUUUCGCGCAGAGUUCUACAACCCGGACGACUGGGCAGAUAUAUUCAAAGCUUCAGGAGCCAGGUACAUUGUUUUCACAACCAAGCACCAUGAAGGAUUCACAAACUGGCCCUCACCCGUCUCUUGGAACUGGAACUCGAUGGAUACGGGUCCUCACCGGGACCUGGUGGGAGAGCUGGCUGUAGCUGUCAGGAAGAGGUCACUGCGUUUGGGUCUCUACCACUCAAUGUUUGAAUUCUUCAAUCCCCACUACUUGUCGGACCGGGCCUCCGGAUUCAAGACUCAGAAUUUUGUUGCCCUCAAGACUCUCCCGGAGCUGCUGAACCUCGUGAUGUCGUACAAACCUGAUCUGAUCUGGUCUGAUGGGGACUGGGAGGCACCUGACACUUACUGGAACUCCACCCAGUUCCUGGCCUGGCUGUACAAUGACAGCCCAGUUAAGGAAGAGGUGAUUGUCAAUGACAGGUGGGGUAAAGGCUGCUACUGCAAACACGGUGGCUACUUCAACUGUGCUGACAGGUUCUCGCCAGGUGAAGUUCCAAACCACAAAUGGGAGAAAUGCCAGGACCUCGAUGCCUUCAUGUCUUGGGGCUACCGAAGAAACAUGAAGCUGACCGAUGUCAUGGACCUGCCGUCCGUCAUGAAGGACUUUGUGAGUGUGGUGGCAAUGGGUGGUAACUACCUGUUGAACGUUGGGGCAAAUUCAGAUGGCAUGAUUGUCCCAGUGUUUGAGGAGAGGCUGAGGCAAAUUGGUGCCUGGUUGGGGAUCAAUGGGGAGGCCAUCUAUGCUUCCAAGACCUGGAGGGUCCAGAAAGACAACACCACUGCCCCCGUCUGGUACACUGCCAAAAACAGUACAGUUUAUGCCAUACUCCUCGGCUGGCCGCCCAAGCAAUCGUUUCAACUCCCAUCACCGAAGACGUCUCCAGCCACAAAGGUCACACUUCUGGACUAUCCUAAAGUACCACUGAAGUGGGCCCCGAUGACACAGACGGCUGGACUGACAGUUCUGAUGCCUCCGAUGCCACCAUCUCCUGCCAACGCCUGGUGUUUGAAACUAGAGGGCGUAGCCUAGAGUCAGAGAGAUGGAGCAGGAUCGGGAACAAGUUGUUUUUUGGGCUAAGGGUCUGUUACACUUUACUUUCUGAAUGAAUGUAUGUAUAUGUGUGUAAUUGUAUAGUGAUGAUUUAACUCUCAGGGUGAAAUGGGAUUUGAAAUGCACAGCAGAAUGUAAAAAAGCCCUUUUUUACAUUCGGCGGCAUCUGAACACACGCUGCUCUCCAAACUCGGGUCAAACUGUAAAACUGAGCAGUGCUGAUAAAAUAAGGAUCAAUAUUCUGUUAUGGUAUUGCCUCUUCCUUACCUCAGAUGUUUUUAGAGCAAUAUUUUAGUGCACUUUUUUUAACUAUUACAUGAGAAAAUAUCUCAUGGGGCGGCCAUGUUGAGCAGAAGGAAUGUGACGUCAUUCUCUGUUCGGACUGUUCAUUAAUCCACUUUAUCUUCACACAGCAAAUAGAUGUUUGCUGCUAUAUGGCGCUAUGCAGUUCUGGAGAAGAAAGUCUGACUCAUAAUUUUGAUAUUUACAAUAUUGAGUUAAUAAUACACAAGCUGGGAAGGUGGCAGGGUUUCACAAAUAUAAUCAAAAGGAAACUGUAUGAAAAUGUCCUGUAAGUGUUGUCCUUGUGUUUGUUUCGUUUAAUUCAAUCAUGAAAAUGUGAGUUUGUUUAUUUAGUUUUGUCGUUGUCCUCUCUUGUUCAUUUGAACCGUGUUUCCUGGUAUACAAAGCCAAAGCUGAGACAAUAAAACAUGAUUUUGAAAAUGCUUAAACAUUUUAAAUAUUCAUGAGAGUGAACUGUGUUUUCUGUGUUUCUUCCUUUUCCAUAUCAUACACAAUUAUGAGUGACAACAGAACUUUUUUAUAGCAGCAGACAUGAGUUAGAAGGUACAGACGGGUGAUACUAAUUGUAGUAAUGUAGUUUUGGAGAACAAAUUCAAACUUUGUUUCCUAAUAUUUAAAAUCUUAACGAGGCAGCAAUAAAAAAAGCUUUCAGAGAUGUUAAAUUGUUCCAUACCUGAAUAAACAAGCUGUUCUCAGGGGAAAAUAUGUUCUAGAAAGGUGGCAGUGUGGCAAAAUGUAAACAGGGCACAACAGUAUGAAAUUGUGUCGUCCUUUAAAGUCAGUUUGUUUAUUCAGUCGAAAUCUUCUGAUUAAAAUGUCUUCAACAAAACUACAUCGUGCACCUUUAAUUAAGGCUGAAUAUCUAACCAGGACAGAACCUUUGUUAAAGUCUUUUCUAACACCAGUCUUUGUGUCUACCUUCUUUUUCCAAAAGUCCACAUGGCUGCCAUGGAAAAGUCACGUAUGUCUUAUUUAAAACAUAUACAGAACUUGCAGUAAGUGCCUGGUGUUAAACAUGAUGUGUCAGUGACGGAGGAACUGAGGUUGAAGAAGAAAUCGUGAAGCCAACUGAGGAGGGCGACAAUAAGCCUUUGGUAGUCCACAAAACCACAGAAGAAGAAAAAAGCUUUGUUUGUGACUUUGUUUUGCUGCUGGCAGAGAGCGAGUGUGUGCGGUGCCCCUGCCGGACCGAGCGGUGUCACAUGGGAAAGUCGCCGGACUUGAGUGACUUCGAGCGGGGGAUGAUAGUGGGAGCCCGGCGCGCCGGCUGCAGCAUCUCGGAAACAGUGAACCGGCUCGGCUUCUCCAAGACCAGCGUGUCUCGGGUGUACAGGGAGUGGUGUCAGGAGCACAAGACCUCCAGCCAGCGGGGCUCCUGCGGGAGGAAGCGCCUCGUCGAUGGCCGCGGGGAGAGGGUGAUGGAGAGCGUGGUGGAGGCGAACAACCGCGCCACGACCGAGCAGAUCCAGGCUCUGUACAACAGCAGCGGACACGACAAGCCCAUCUCGCUCAGGACCACCCGGCGGACCCUGAAGCGGCUCGGGUACAGCCACCGGGCUCAGCGGCGGGACUCGCUCGCCAUGGCCCGGCUGGAGGCUCUGGCUGUGUGCGCAUCCCGCCCAGAACAGCUGGAGACAGCAUCCGCAGAUGUUGUGGGCAGCGACCAGAGCGAGCCGGGCAGAAGAGUUCACACCUCCACGGACCGGGUCUGCAGGAAUGACCCGGGACCUUUGGGUGCAGAGACCGCGAAAGGCCGACCUCGUUCACAUGUGGCGUCCUAUUAAAAACAGAGUUUCCUUUGGGUGCAUUUCUUUAUGAACGGAACAAUGUGUAAAUAUGUCCAGACAGAAAUAACAAUAUAAUCAGAAUACUGUAAAAAAAAUAAAAUAAAAUAAAAAUACAAAUAAAGGCCUGGGGGGAUCUGAA